UGUCUGCUCAGAACAAGAGAGAAUUAUCAAAGCUGAGAAACAGCCUUGUGUACAGGCUUUUACUCGUAUGGUAAAGGUUUGGAAGCAAGACUGCACAGGUCACUCUUGGUGUAUGGACUAUGAGAGGAGGACUGCCUACUACACAGGCUACAGACAAGUGUACAGACAAGACUUCAAGACUACAUACAAAUGCUGCUCUGGGUGGUCUCAGCUCAAUGGAGAGGCAGGCUGCCUCUAUCCUCUCUGCGCUUAUGGUGUGUGCUUGAAUGGGGGUGUAUGCACGGACGGCUUGCAUCAAUUGUGUGAUUGCCCCCCAGGAUUCAAUGGACUCAACUGCCAGGGUGUUUCCUAGUGUCAGUCUCUGGAUAGAGCUACUGCUUCUCAAAAGAGAUGCACCUUUAAUGUUGCCAGCACAGUACACCACCAUUACAGGGAUCAUCGGUUUCUCCCCUUGCUGUCUCCUCACCAG
This is a messenger RNA of Myxocyprinus asiaticus (Chinese sucker), 469 nucleotides long. Its product is annotated as multiple epidermal growth factor-like domains protein 6. NCBI's taxonomy places the organism in Eukaryota, Metazoa, Chordata, Actinopteri, Cypriniformes, Catostomidae. Gene Ontology annotation, molecular function: protein binding. The record is from RefSeq and is a predicted model, not a curated record. Bases 68 to 352 code for a protein of 94 amino acids. The transcript has 4 exons.